AAAAAGUAAUAGCAAAAAUCCUAGUUUCCUUUCUCUUACUUACCCUAUCUAUAUUUUGGAGGAGCUCUCCUCGAGAGAGCAAUUUUCCUGUGCAUUUAUUAUUCACUGGUCGGAUGUGUUACAAAAUCAUUUGAAUCGAGAGAAACCAUGGCCAUGGGAGGAGACUCUUCCUCAAAAGAUGGUUCCAUUGACUCCUCCAACAUUGGUUUUCUGCUAUUGAAGAAACACGGUUGGAAAGAAGGUACCGGUCUUGGUGCUUCCGAGCAGGGUAGGUUGGAGCCUGUACAAGCAUUUUUGAAGAAUAAUAAACGAGGCCUGGGAGCAGAUAAAGUGAAGGUGGCAGCCAAGAAAUCUUAUGUCACUGCUGCAUCUAACAAGAAAAAUGACCAGAAAUGUAAGACACUCUCAAAGAGGACGAGGAAGAUGCAGGAGCUGGAAAAGCAGUUGCAAGAGAAGGAAUUUGAGCGGACCUUUUAUAGGGAGUUUUGGCCGGAUAAUGUUUGAUGGACAACGAUCCACUUGCAACUAUUUAACAGCUCAUUUUAUAAUCAAUCAGUACACUUUAUUGAAAAUAGUUUUAAUUUCACAUAACUACCUUUUAUUUCAAAUAGAAUUGUAAAGAAAUAGUAGAAAAUUUGUAAAUCCAUGAUUUUCCUGGUUGUAUCACAGCUCAUAUUUAUUCUGUGCAGCUCCAAUGGACAACAUUAGAUUUAUUGCUC
Molecule: messenger RNA, 719 nt
Organism: Carya illinoinensis
Lineage: Eukaryota; Viridiplantae; Streptophyta; Magnoliopsida; Fagales; Juglandaceae
Product: G patch domain and ankyrin repeat-containing protein 1 homolog
Exons: 4
Coding region: 148-504 (118 amino acids)
Molecular function (GO): nucleic acid binding
Source: RefSeq, a predicted model, not a curated record